AUGUUUUAUUCUAGGGUAGAAUGGGUGGAAAUAAUCGAGCCCAAGACAAAGGAACAUAUGUAUGCUAACCUCACUACGGGGGAAUGCGUAUGGGACCCACCUGAGGGAGUUAAAGUGAAACGGACAGAUUCUUCCCAGUGGUGGGAACUUUUUGAUAUCAACACACAUAGAUUUUACUACUACAAUGCAUCAACUCAGACUACUGUAUGGCACAGGCCAACGGACUGUGAUAUCAUACCGUUAGCAAAGUUGCAGACUUUGAAACAAAACACUGAUCCACUAAAAAGACGGGAAAGUGCCACACAGACCAACCAAGCUGCACCUCAGGCUCCAUCAUCAAUAGAUCCAGUGAGCAGCAAUGGUAACAGCACAGCGGCGAGCGCCAGCAAACUAUCGCCCAGCAACGCCAAGAAUGUCUCUCUGCCACAGACCAGUCCUGUGCGGACCAGGCGCGCGCAUUACCAUCAUAGGAAUAGCGGAGAGAGGCGAGGCAGGCUGAGCGAGGACGGUGCGAGCCAGCUGUGCCGGCACACCGACUCCGGCCGCUCCUCCGACAGCAGCGUCAGCAGUCAGCGUCGCAAGCAGGAGCUGGCGGCGGCUGCGUGCGCGCCGGUGUGCACGCCGCAGCUGCGCAAACGCAGCGGCCCCGCGCCGCCGCUCGAAGCCGACAAGUGGUCGCCGCACGCAGGGUUGAACAGGAGUGGCAGCUUCGUCUCGCCGCGGAAGGACGCCUCGGACGACUCCAUGCACGAGAAGUACUUCAAGUCCGUAGAGAGCACACCGUUGACCAAGCGCAAGUUGAAGCAGCAAUCGGCGGGGUCGUCGUGCGAGUCGGCCUCCCCGCAGAGCCCGAGCAGCCCCCUGCAGAAACCGCAGCCCCAGCCCUUCCUACAGACAUCGGCGGCGCGGCCGUCGCUGGUGUCGUCCAUCUCGCUGGCCACGGACGCGGCGGGCGGCUCGCGCGUCAUGCACAGCCUGGAGCGCCCGCACCAGCUGUCGCGACACGCGAGGGAGCGCUACUCCGACAGGCACCUCGACAAAGAUCGGCUGGUGGAGUUAGAGCGAACGGAGCGCUUCGACAAGCAGGCUGCGUAUAGUGUGGACAAACCCUUCCGGCAGACCAGCUUAGACCUGCGACAUCACGCGCCUAAUUGGCAUCCGCCGAGGGAGUUCACUAGAAGGCAGCAAGCGGAACCGGAGCGUUACACGUCAAGCAAAAGUUCGUUAUCGUCCGGCAGCAGCAAGCGGCAAGAACCACACCACAACUUCAUGCGGCUCUGCUCGGCCAAUGAACAAGACAAUAUGGCCGCCGUGAACUACAAGAUGAAAUGCAUCAACCUGGACCCGCCGCUAACGGAGCCCAACGUGCAGAAGCACAACCAGAGGCUAGAGAGGUCCACGGCGCCGAGAGAUCGCGCCAAAUCGAGACGUCACAAGAGGCCAGAAGAGGUAGAAGAGUCUCCGCUAGACGCGGACGAAGAAGACGACGAAGGUUCCCCGCUGUACUGCAACUGGGACCUCCGCGGCAUGCAGCACCUGCUGCCGCUGCAGGAUUACAUCAUCCAGCAGGCCAAGCUGUCCAGGGGCGGUCGGUACGCCGACGGGUCGGGGUCGGACAACGAGUCGGCGUCGUCUCGGUCCCGCUCCGGGUCUAUGGGGUCGCGCUCGCUGUCGGGGCACGAGCCCGACAACGAGUCGAGCGACGGCGGCGCGCGCACGCCGGACGACGACGACGGCUCCGGCGUCUACCUCGCGCACCAGCACGCCGAGUACAUGAACCACGGCGUCGCCUACUACAACACCUUCCACGAGCCCGACAAGGACUACCACCGGCCGGCAGCGGGCGCGGAGGCGCUGUACAGCCCGGUGCGCGCGCACGCGCCGCGGCCGCCGGAGCAGGACAUCGAGAUCUUCGCCAAGGACCACCUCAACUUCAACAAGGGCAUCUUUAGGAAGAAGGCGUCAGUACGCGACAUGUUAUCGUGGACGUCAUCGGGCAUCAGCGCGCCCAUGGUCGGCGCGGACUGGGACAAGGCGCACAAGAAGGCAGCCACCGACCUGUUCAGACUUGUCCAGAUAUACAUGGGCGACCGCAAGGCUCGCCCGGGGAUGACGCUCAACUCCGUCGCCCAGGACUUGCUACAUGCCACCUUCGCUAAUGAGAAACUGCGAGACGAGCUGUACGUGCAGCUGUGCCGGCAGACGACGGAGAACCCGCUGCGGGACUCGCUGCUGCGCGGCUGGGAGCUGCUGGCCGUGUGCCUCGCCUUCGUGCCGCCCUCGCCCGCCUUCCAGCCCGCGCUCACCAACUAUGUCAACCGCCACCGCGACCCCGCCUUCGCCGACGCCUUCCCCGAGGUUGGCAAGUGGCCGAUCCACGUGCAAGUGUCGCACUACGCGGGCGUGGCGUGCAAGCGGCUCGAGCGGAUCGGCGUCAGCGGCAAGCGGCAGCCCAGGAAGCCCACCACCGAGGACAUCGACCAAGCGCGGAUCCAAAUAUUCCGACAGUCAAUGUUCGGCAAUACGCUAUCCGAAGUAAUGGCGUUACAAAAAGAACGGUUCCCGAACCGCCAGCUCCCGUGGGUGCAGGUGGCGCUCUCGCAGCAAGUGCUGGCGCUGAGCGGCCGAGAAACUGAGGGCAUCUUCAGGGUGUCGGCCGACGUGGACGAGGUGGCCGCGCUCAAGGCCAAAAUUGAUAAUUGGGAGCUGCCGGACGCUUCAACCCUCACUGAUGCCCACGCACCGGCCAGCCUGCUCAAACUUUGGUACCGGGAGCUUUACGAGCCCCUUAUACCGGACGCGCUAUACGCGCCGUGCGUAGCCGCAGGUUCAGACUACGCCGCAUGCUCGAGGGUGCUGCAGCGUCUACCGGCGCUGAACCGACUGGUACUAACCUAUCUCAUAAGCUUCCUCCAACAAUUCACCGCUCCCGAAGUAGUAAGUCAAACGAAAAUGGACUCUGCCAACCUCGCCAUGGUGUUCGCGCCCAACUGCCUCCGCUGCACGUCGCAAGACCCCAGGGUCAUACUAGAGAACGCGCGGAAGGAGAUGACCUUCCUGAAGACCCUUAUCACGAAUCUGGACACGUCCCAUGUGCAGGACAUGCUGUGACCGAAUCUCAAUAACAAUUACGGGAAUGAUGAAUACUCGUUGCAUGGACGUUCGUGGUUUUAGCUAUUUUAGUGAAGUAUGUAUAAAACUUUACCGAGAUUCCGGCAGUGAUUAACGCAUAUGUCAAAAUAUGCGUGUAUAUUCAGAUUUAAGUAAAUUUGGGAUGCAUUUAGCGAUAGUUAAUCCUAUCUAGAUGCGUUAAUAAGAAAGGAAAGUCGAUGUUCUAAACAGUAAAGUGCUACAACCACUUAUCGUUUAUUGAAGUAGGUAACCAUUCAAUCUGCCUUACCAUUUAAACUAUUGCUAUUAAAUAUUCCAGUGGUUUCCAAAACCAAUUGUAGCGAUUAAUAAUUAUAUUCUGUACUGUACUAAUAAGUACAGCCUCCGGUAAUGCGGUUAGGAAUGUUUGAAAGAAAAUUAGCUUUAAUGAACGUUCGUGCAACGGGUAAUGACCCACAAGGACCUAUGCUAUGCCGAUCUGUUUGCGGCUACAUCUGUCCUUCUUAACAGCGCAACACUUGAAUAGUGCAUUUAAAUUGUAAUAGCCCUUCAGAGCUCUUAAAGGAGCUUGAAGGAUUACUAGUGCUAACGUGAUGCGCUAAUGUGCCGUUCUGUACAAAAAGAUACCUUCGCUAAUACAAUAACUAAGCAUUUGUGCUCAUAAGGUCCCUUUCCGUACAGAAUAGCACAAAUAUUAGGGCACUUACCUAAUUCCCAUAAUUAUAUUUGACAUUCUUGUAUAUUGUUUGUAUUUUUGUACGCUAUACUGUAAUUUUAUUUGGUCGUAUCCAAAGAUAUUUAAUGAAAUGUGAUUUUAAUUACAUUAGAAUCUGAGCUUUACAAAAGUGUACGUGCAAUGUGUUCCAGAACGGAACGGUUGCUUGUUUAUAUUUAAUUUAGUUGUAGAGAGUGAAUGAAUUUAUUUUUAUUACAUUAUUUUUAUUAUGUACCAUAAUAAUAAGUUUUGCUAUUGAACGAGGCAGCUAUAUUUUUCAGGACGAAAGAAACGCAUUACAAUUAUGUUAGGUUAAGUAAAUUAAUAAUAUCGAGGCACCUACUAAGACUACGACAGUAAGAGCGUCUACACUCUUUUGGACGUAAUAGGUUAGUUUUUAAUUAAUAAAUUCAAUUGUUUACCUACAGUAAUCCAUUUUAACAUCUUCACUAAGUUCAAGACCAUACUAAUGCACUUAGGGACGUUAUUUUGUAUUUAGUUGAAUUGAUUUUGAUCGUUAAAGAAACUAACCUUUUAUGAUGUGCGCGGAUAUAUUCAAUUUGGUCUCAAUAUUGUUUAUCCUUAUACUUCAAUUCACAAACACCAUAUGUUAAUAAGUUAGUAAAUAAACCACAUCACAAGUAGUUACUAUAUUUUAGUGAAUAAUUUAGAAUUGACAAAAGCAAUAAAAUCCAACUAUGACGCAUCUCGAAAUUCGAGGAAAGAUACGUUUAUUAUGAGUUAUAACACUUAUAACUUAAUAGCUAGUGGUCGUUCUCAAAGUCAAUGUGACACUUACGCUUCCACGAUACGCACUUACGCCCUGAAUGCGCCUACAUACGUACGCCAUACAUUGGGUAAAAGAAAUGUAUGGCGACGGUGUAAGCGUCAAGUAUGUACGCUCGAAGCGUGCGUCCCGGGACUUUUGGCCUUGGCCUCGGGUUCCAGCCAUUUAGUGGACUACAUAUUCACUGAUAUAAUGAAAAUGGAAUUUAACCAAAUGAAUUACGGUUCAAAAUAAAAAGUUUUGAUAAAAAAUAUUAAAUAUGGAGGUUGACAAUUGUUUUACUCACAAGUAGCUGAGGAUAUGUACCAUAUCUAUUUAGAAUGAAUACGAAAGAAAUGGCUGCAUAUUCUUUGGACUACAAUUUAUCGGAUUUUAAAUUACAGGAUCCAUUUUUCUCUUAGCGAUGUGUGAAAUCUCCAUAGAAGCUAUUAAACAUAUUAAAUGGUUCUGCGAAGUGGACAAGAAGUUGAUCUUACUAAGAAAUGUGACGCGACGAGGUUAAGUUACUAAUCUAGGAUAAUAUAAUACUUAUAAACAAAUGCAGCUUUAAAUUUUUAAUGUGUACAUGCCUAAACGGAAAAUAAAAUUCUGUUCACAAUAAAAUAAAAACUUUUCACAAUUCUUGGGCACACUCUACUAUCUUCAAUAAGGAUUGUAAAAUAUUUGACACGCUUAUUUUUUUCGAUAAAAAAUAUCCACUUAAACACUAGCUCUGUUCGUGAUAUUCGAGCGAAUAGACGUAAUACCUAAUUACCUACUGGGUUACCUUGGAAUUUAUCAAAAAUGCAGUUAUUGAGUGCUUGCACUUAUGAGGGUCAAGCGAACAUGUUAAAUAUUCAUCGGUAUUCUUUUUUACGAAAAUAUGUUUUCGAUUAUUGCUGAUAAUGUUGACGAUAUGUAUUCAAUAGUUCUAUAUGUACCUAAUCUCUAAAACGAUCGAAUAUUUGGUAAUACUUACCUUGCUUCUUAUUUUUACGGAAACGUACGAACGUGUCUUGUUAAGUAUUUCAGUCAGUGCCGGUACAAAAAGUACCGAGGUUGGUUGAAGUAGAAUGACAAAUACCUACGACGUUUUCGAGAAAAUACGAAGGAAAACAAUUAUGCACUACAUCUGGAAAUAGUUACUUGUACAACAAGAGAUCAAAGUUUGAUAUUUCUUCGAUUGCUUAUUUUGAGUCCCGUGCAAGCGAAAGAUUCUAUAAUAGAUUCACGAGCCUUCAAGAAAAGAGCGUACCUACUUAAAGGCCAACAACGCACUUGCACCCCGCUGGUGUUGUAGGUGUCCAUGGACGACGGUGCUCGCUUUCCAUCUAUUCGAUCAAGCGAGUCGGCUCGUUUGCCUCCUAUAUAAAUACAAUUCAUGUUUUGAUUGACGCGUUCCGUAAACGAUUGUCUCUACUCUCUUGAGCCAUAGCGACAGCAGACGUUGCAUAACUAUAGUCUGUAUCUUUAGGUAUUAAAAAAAAGUAAACAAACAAUUUGUACAUUUUCGGGUAGUUAUAAUAUUUAUUGCUUAACCAACCAAACAUUGGGCUAGCGUGGGGACUAUAGCCCAAGCCCUCUCGUGCUCGAGAGGAGUCCUGUGCCCAGCAGUGGGACGUAUAUAGGCUGAGAUGAUGAUGAUGAUCCAACCAAAUACAAAACCGCCUGGAUCAGUCACUGAACGACCUGACUUUAACCUACAUUACUUGAUCAUGUAAUGUUUUCAAUUUUCAUCGAGGGUAGAUUUUAAAUACCUAAAGAUACUGAGUAUCCUCCGAAGUCCCUGCGUACAAUUUCUUGUAGGAACAUAUUCCAAAAUCUAUUUUGAACUUUUAUUGUGUAACUAACGGUUCAAAUUUCAAAAACAAAACAAUUGCUUCUGGGUCUCAGGAGGGUAUAGUAUAAUAAAUGCGGAAGUAAGAUUUUUAUCUUACCAACAACACAACUCCUUGUUUAUAAUGCUGUAGGGUUACGGCUACAUUACGCCGCGCGGACAAGUCAUGCUUACGCCGCAUUUCCACUGCUCUUACACGGUGAGCAAUUAUCUCGGGUUUACCACUGAUUCAUUCUAGCCUUGCAGUGUGGCCAUUUAAGUUAUGUAAUUAGCUGGAGUAAACUAAGUUACAAGUAUUUGUUUGUCGCCAGAAGUAAAUAAGUACCUACAUGUAACUUAAACAGAAGACAACAAGCGGGCUUAAAUCCAUGCACAAUGAAAAUAUACACCUAUGUUGUAUACCUUGACAUUUUUAAUGCUUCCAAUUUACUCAAAUAAUUAAAAAUCCGAUUGUACAGUUAGCAUUCAAAGUUACGCUACUUUGUACGUACGGAGUACACGUCAAAAGAAUCUACCAUUUACUGUAAGCUGAAGAAAAAGAGUUAUAUAUCUCUGCGUAUAGAACAAUUGAACUUUUGCAGAUACUUUUCAACGGGAACACAUUUCGAUACUGAUAUACAGGGUGGCUAAAAAAGCUUGCCCCGAAAUCGCGAAAAAAAAAUGCCUGUUUCAUACAUUUUGGCUGGUCCAAUUUCUAUCGGACGGUAAUUUUUUUUCGCGAUUUCUGGGUUGGUUGCAUAGUAAAAGUUGCUCAGUAUAAUCCUAAAAUCUCCCUGCCAACGGGAAUGCAGUUAUUUUUUAUCCACCGUGUAUAUCUAUUUUGAAAAGUAUCCAAGGUUGGUAGAUACUUUUGGUUCAUCGUUUCAUACGAUAUGUGACGUUCCAAGGAAAAAGGUACCUUAUGGCGACUGGCGCUUACGUCGCAUAGCGCAACAAUAAUAUUGGAGCAGCGUUAAUAAUAGGGUAAGCGCCAACCGCAAUAAGGUACCUUUAGCCAUGGGACGUCACAUAUUCUUGGUGCUGACUGUAAAAUCAAUUGACAACGUUAAUAACAGUAACAGUUAAGUUUUGUAUUCAGUAAAUUAGACGAAGGUUUACCCGAAUACUGGGUACAGUAUAGUACGGAAGCUAGUGCUUUAAUAAGUAUAGUCAAGGACCAUAACCAAUAAGGUUAGUCCAUGGUAUAGUGCAGUGUAUAAGUAGGUAUAAAUAAUGUUAUAAGUACCUACUAUACACUGCUCCGCUAGUCAGUUAGUGUCUGCCCCAACAAAUCAGUAAUAAAUAUGCACUUACUAGACACACCACAUAGCUUCUAUCCGACAAAGAGCAACCGGCCGCCCGUAUUUCUAGCGAGGACCGAUUGACUCACGCAAAUGAUACAAAUUAAAAAACAGCCAGUGUCGUCCGUUUAAAAGGGAACCUUACGCGGAAUAAUGCUUAUUAUGCAAACUGACGCAAUUGCCUAAAACUCUUUUUUCUUGCGGAUCGACAUAUUUGAGUCUACACCGUGUUUUUUUUGUUUUCCGUUAAUUUCAAAGGUGCAUUCCUGAGCUUAAAUCAAGUAACUUUCUCAAAGACACCGAUAUUCUAAUUAACUCCGUUUCGGAGAUAAUCAAUAUUUAAUUUUUUUCCUUUAAGGCCUCUACAAGCGUGUACACUUGCCUUAGGGCCGGUUUACAUAUUGAUUAGUGUUUAGAAUGAGUUCAUACAUUUGCUACUAAACUUAAGUAAAAUCUCGGUCAAUCGAUGUUCGAAAUGACAUGUCACCGAUUUCAAUUGUUUGGUUGAGUUAAAUGUAAUGGCCGUCUUAAAACAACACUACAUGCUACAUUUAAUUACUUUAUAACUUUUUUUUUUAAAGCAAAAAAAAUUUUUUUUUUGAAAAUUAACUAUGUCAUUUAGUUCUCUUAAACGUACUUAACCAUACCCCGAAGUUAACGGAAUUCAAUAAAAACACGGUGUAUAAAGAGAUUGAAGAGUACCUAUUGAAGUGUCUUAGAGAUUUGAUUAUGCUAGAAUCUCUUAUUAUCUAACGUUGAAGAAAAUUUACUUUGUAGUUACGUCAUUAGCAAUUCAAUGCAGUCUAAUCUAAGAUCUUUGUUUACAAAGUAGCUAGGAAAAGUUUAGAGAAAUAUUUUUCUGUAGUAGAAACUUAAGUAAUGAAGUAUAUCGCAUUUUAAAACUCCUAUUAAUAAAGUUACGGAUACCUAUUCAAGCGCUGCUCUACGAAUGCAUUGUUAUAUUUUAAGAACUUAUAGUGUCGGUAUAAGACUUUUAUUUUUAAUAAGUAAAAUAUUUUUACACAGUCAAUUAAAUGUCCCACCCGAACAUGAUUUUUGGGGUUCCGGACUGUAAUUUGAUUGGUGUUCUGAAUUGAACACGAUAAAAUUUAAUAAUUUGUCAUGUGAAUCUAAAAUGUGCUAUUUUUAUGCCUGAUCGAAGAAAACAGUCACAAAACUUAAUUUAUUUAACAAAUACAGGUAUUUUCUGAUUUCAGAAGCUGCUUGUUUCUUUUAUGCUUAGAUAAAGCACUGAUUACAUGAUAUUGUCAAUUUUUAGUAGGUAGUUGUCGGUACCUACCAGCUCAUAAUGUUUCACUUUUUUCAAAAAAAAAUACAUUGAGACAUAUUCUGAUUCUUUUUCUUUUGUAUUGUGUGGAUUUCCUAAUCCGAGUCAACAGUAACAUCUUGGUAUAAUGUGAUCAUGUAAUGAUUCUACUCUAAUGUAUCAGGAUAAAUAAAACAUUUUUUAUAUGCAACAAAUAAACCAUAAUAGGGAUUCCAGAAUUAGAUAAACUGACAGCAGUUUGAAAAAAUAAAAUAGAUUUAGGCAUAUUUGUGUUAAAAUAUGAAUUUUAAGACCCACAUAUAAAAAGUACAUUAAUUUAUAAGAAUAAUUAACGGUCAUAUAAUAAAUAAUUCAUAAAUGCGGUAAUCACAUUAAAUACAUGCGCCUACUCCCGUUUCACUGUCUAAUUCUGGAAGCAAGAAAAGCUGAUCAUUAAUUACAUCUAAUAAUACAUUUCUGGUGUAUAUCUCCAUUCUGUAAAUAAUGAAAGGUGUGGCGGCGUGCCCUUCGGCCCGUCCGUGCCCUAGGACCCGUUUUGCAGUCGCUCUGCAUUCACCAACGCCGCUACGUUCACAUCUUAUGUAGAUCAAUGCUACACUGAUUGACAACAACUCUUACUUAAUUUGUUUAAGUACUUUAAUUCUAACUGGUAUUUUACUUCUGUGCUAUAAGAUUCUAGUUCAGCAUUUCAUAUCUGAUCGAUUUGUGUAAGCACAAAUACUUACUUGAAAUUGUAUGUGAUAACGAUUUGCUAAAACUUUUUUUUUUAUAUGUAAAUAUGAGACAUUAUUGGGACAAAAAAUUCAAACUAAACAAUUUGCUAAAACUGUCUGACUUUUUAUAUUUCAAAACACUUUCGAAAUACCUCGAUGUUAUUGCAAAAACGUGAAUCUUCAGUUUGAUAUUUUUGUGUUACCGUUUGCAAGUGAUUCCAAUGUUAUAUUCUGUGCCAUAAAAUUUGUACAUUACGCUGGUACGAUACUGAGUAUCUUUGGUAACUAUUUAGUUCACGAUUAGAUUAUUUUAAGAUAUUAGGCGUUAGAAUAUUUCAUUUGAGAAAUGAUAAGUAACUAAUGUUUGUGGCCUAGCUAGAUGACUUGUGAAAGGGAGAAUUAGUGUUUAAGUAUACACGGUUUAUUUAAAAAGCUCUCUUUUUUAUUCUAGCAUAAUAUAUUCCUAAACAGAGCAAACACAAGUCUAUUAGCCUUAUUCCCGAUAUAAUGUAAAUCUUGCACUUAUACGCAAUAGCAGUGAGUUUAUACAUAAAAUAUUAUUAAUAUAUAGAUGCUAGAACCUAUUCAAAAUGUGCUUACUUCAAAUUAUGUAAAGUUGUAUAGUGCUUAUAAAUAUCUAAAUGCAAACAGAAUUUUCAAUACAAUUUUAAAUCCUCUGUAUAUAUCACGCCUAAUUUUCUUUGUUAUUAAUGACAAUAUAAUGCCUAUGAUGUUCAUAAAGUAGAAUAUCUCUGUAAAUGUGAAAGAGAAUAAAUGGCUAUCCAGUGGAUAGCCGCGAAUACCA
Messenger RNA from Cydia fagiglandana, 10515 nucleotides. RefSeq names its product rho GTPase-activating protein 39 (gene RhoGAP93B). Gene Ontology annotation, cellular component: cytoskeleton; cytoplasm. Gene Ontology annotation, biological process: signal transduction. Bases 1 to 3111 code for a protein of 1036 amino acids. The transcript has 21 exons. Gene Ontology annotation, molecular function: protein binding; GTPase activator activity. Lineage: Eukaryota; Metazoa; Arthropoda; Insecta; Lepidoptera; Tortricidae. The record is from RefSeq and is a predicted model, not a curated record.